Messenger RNA from Corapipo altera (White-ruffed manakin), 600 nucleotides. Its product is annotated as olfactory receptor 14J1-like. The transcript has a single exon. Gene Ontology annotation, biological process: G protein-coupled receptor signaling pathway. Gene Ontology annotation, cellular component: membrane. Lineage: Eukaryota; Metazoa; Chordata; Aves; Passeriformes; Pipridae. The record is from RefSeq and is a predicted model, not a curated record. The coding region runs from base 1 to 600 and encodes 199 amino acids. Gene Ontology annotation, molecular function: olfactory receptor activity.
AUGUGCUAUGACCGCUACGUUGCCAUCUGCAAACCCCUGCACUACGGGACCCUCCUGGGCAGCAGAGCUUGUGCCCACAUGGCAGCAGCUGCCUGGGCCACUGGCUUUCUCAGUGCUCUGCUGCACACAGCCAAUACAUUUUCCCUGCCCCUGUGCCAGGGCAAUGCCCUGGGCCAGUUCUUCUGUGAAAUCCCACACAUCCUCAAGCUCUCCUGCUCACACUCAGGCUACCUCAGGGAAAUUGGGCUCGUUGGGUUUAGUGUCUGUUUAUCAUUUGGUUGUUUCAUUUUCAUUGUUUUCUCCUAUGUGCAGAUCUUCAGGGCUGUGCUCAGGAUCCCCUCUCAGCUGGGAUGGCGCAAAGCCCUUUCCACUUGCCUCCCUCAUCUGGCUGUGGUCUCCCUGUUUGUCAGCACUGCCAUAUUUGCUGACCUGAAGCCCCCCUCCAUCUCAUCCCCAUCCCUGGAUCUGGCACUAUCAGUUCUGUACUCCGUGGUGCCUCCAGCACCGAACCCCUUCAUCUACAGUCUGAGGAACAAGGAGCUCAAGGAUGCCCUGAGGAAAAUCAUAACUUCCAAACCAAACCAUUCCAUGAUCCUGUGA